CAAUUCAGUAUAUUUCUGACGGUCAGUCACACUGCAAACGCAGUGAAAACUUAGUUGAAUAAAAAAAAAAAAAUAAUUUAUUAUUUAAACAACAAUGAACAAGCUCAAGUCGAGCCAACACCGAGACAAGGUGAAGAAGUUUAUUUCACUGACACAGACAGGGGAACAGACGGCAAUUUUUUGUCUGCAACAGAAUGACUGGAAAAUGGAUCUGGCCAGUGACAACUAUUUUCAAAAUCCCGAGUAUUAUUACCGCGAGCUAGACCGCAAGCGAAUCGACCAGUUAUAUAUACGAUACCGCGAUCCGAGUGAUCCGCUUAAGAUCAGUUCGCAAGGCGUGAUUCGAUUUCUAGAAGAUCUAGACCUAAAACCCGACUCGAAGCUUGUCCUGAUCAUUGCGUGGAAAUUUCACGCCGAAGUACAGUGCGAAUUCUCGCGGGAUGAAUUUACAAAUGGCAUGUGCGAACUGGGCAUCGAUAGCAUUGAAAAACUCAAAUCGAAGCUGCCAUUGCUGGAGCUGGAACUGAAUGAUGCUGGCAAGUUCAAGGAUUUUUAUCACUUCACUUUCAACUAUGCCAAGGAUCCAGGACAGAAGAGCAUCGAUCUGGAUAUGGCAAUUGCAUACUGGUGCAUAGUGCUAAGCGGACGCUUCAAAUUCUUGGACAUUUGGUGCAAGUUCCUCGAGGAGAAACACAAGCGAGCCAUAUCGCGAGACACCUGGAAUUUGCUCCUCGAUUUUGCCACCAAUAUCGAUGAUGGGAUGAGUAAUUACGACUCGGAAGGUGCAUGGCCUGUACUUAUCGACGACUUCGUUGAAUGGUGCCAGGAAAACAAUCAUCUGAAGGAAGAUCCAUCGUCAGGGUGCCAGUCAACGUCCCAAAGGAACAUAUCUAGCGUUUACCCGACCUCGCAUAGUACAAAUAUGAAUUAUGGCUAACGAAUUGUUGGAGCUGCUAUAUUCUCAUUAAUAAUAGAUUUGCUUUUAUUCUGAUUAUUUUAAAUAAUGAAAAUAUUAAGCAAGGCAGGUACACUUACAUUUUCUCUAAAAAAAA
This is a messenger RNA of Drosophila subobscura, 1052 nucleotides long. It is a transcript of the gene SCCRO, whose product is annotated as DCN1-like protein. Gene Ontology annotation, molecular function: ubiquitin-like protein binding; cullin family protein binding; ubiquitin conjugating enzyme binding. NCBI's taxonomy places the organism in Eukaryota, Metazoa, Arthropoda, Insecta, Diptera, Drosophilidae. The record is from RefSeq and is a predicted model, not a curated record. Gene Ontology annotation, biological process: protein neddylation; positive regulation of ubiquitin-protein transferase activity. The transcript has 2 exons. Bases 95 to 937 code for a protein of 280 amino acids. Gene Ontology annotation, cellular component: ubiquitin ligase complex.